CGUCCUGCUGGCCAAAAGAGGAGGAGGCUUGCAGAGCAGACGGACGGGGAGAGGUAGAGAGAGUAGCGCAUCUCAUUCUGUUUGCUUGAGAAGUCUGCUCCUCCUCAUCCUCCUCCGCUCGCCUUCAUCUUCUGAAUCUUAUUCUUUGUAAAUUCAGAAUCUCAUAUAUUUUUUUUUUCAAAAAAAUAUUCUAAAAAAAUGGGGAACGGUGCGAACGAGCCGUUGCUGGCGGCGAAGAAGAAGGUGUACUACGAGAAGUGCCCCGGCUGCAGGCAGGAGCAGAAGAACGACUCCCACGCCGGCGUCCCCUACCUCGAGUUCUUCUACAUUUGGAUUGUCUGCUUGUGCUCCACUCUACCGAUUCAAUCGCUGUUUCCCUAUUUAUAUUUCAUGAUAAGAGACUUGAAUGUUGCAGAACGAGAAGAAGAUAUUGGAUAUUAUGCAGGGUUUGUUGGGGCUGCAUAUAUGUUUGGAAGAACUUUAACUGCCGUGCUAUGGGGAGUGGUUGCUGAUAAAUAUGGAAGAAAACCAGUUAUAGUGAUCAGUAUUCUUUCUGUAAUCAUAUUUAAUACACUCUUCGGACUGAGUACAACUUAUUGGAUGGCAAUUGCAACUAGAGCACUUCUUGGAUUUCUAUGUGGUUUACUAGGGCCGAUAAAGGCUUAUGCUUCAGAAGUCUGCCGGAAGGAACACCAAGCACUAGGGUUAUCACUUGUCACUUCGUCACGAGCCAUAGCUCUGGUUGUUGGCCCGGCUAUUGGUGGCUUCCUCGCACAGCCUGCAACAAAAUAUCCAAAUAUUUUCUCUGAGAACUCUAUAUUUGGGAGGUUUCCAUACUUCUUGCCUUCCUUUGCUAUAUCAGUUAUAGCAAUUGCCGCAUUUGUAGCUUGUUUCUGGCUUCCGGAAACUCUGCACAUGCACCAUGACGUGGAAGACGGAUCCGUAGAGUCCCUAGAGGCAUCAUUAAGUGGCUCAGAUUCUGACGUAAAUGCUAAAGCUACUGAAGAAAGCGAAGUGACUUCUAAAAGGAGCUUGUUUACUAACUGGCCGCUGAUGGCAUCAAUAACAGUUUAUUGCAUCUUCUCUCUUCAUGAUACGGCCUAUGCUGAGAUAUUUUCUCUUUGGGCUGUGAGCGCCAAGAAGUACGGAGGUUUGAGCUUUUCAUCUCAGGAUGUGGGUAUGGUGCUCUCUAUCUCAGGUUUCGGUGUUCUGGUCUUUCAACUUCUUUUUUACCCACCAGUUGUGAAACGACUAGGAUAUAUUACACCCUUCCGUGCAGCAGCGGUCUUAUCUAUUGCACUGCUUGCCACCUAUCCAUUUAUGACCAACCUAUCUGGGUUCAUGCUUCAAUUAGCAGUGAACUCAGCAUCCCUUCUAAAGAAUGUUUUUGCUGCAACCAUCAUGACUGCUUGCAACAUAUUGCAGAAUAUCGCCGUGCCGCAAGAGCAAAGAGGUGCUGCAAAUGGUAUCUCGGUAACUGCAAUGUCUAUUUUUAAAGCUAUUGCCCCAGCAGGUGGAGGAGCUAUAUUUUCAUGGGCUCAGAAGCAUCAAGAUUUGCCCCUUCUACCAGGUGAUCAGAUGAUCUUCUUCAUAUUAAUCUUGGUGGAGGCGGUUGGGCUCAUACUCUCCUUCAAACCUUUCCUCCGAGUGCCGAGCUCAAUGACCAGAUCUUAAUGGCAUUCAUGUAUCGAUCACGCAUCCGAAAUAGAGUAGAUCAAAUUCAAUUUCUGAUAUGUAGAUGUGGUUGUACGGGGCGCGAUAAAUCGUUUAUGUUGUAUGUGGUGAUUUUGAUGGCAUCCGAAAAUGCGGUGGUGUCGUAUAGUGUGCGAGAUUAUCAUUUAUUUUUGUGUAAUUCGGUGAGGCGAACUUUGCGUUUGCUAAAACUGGGAAAAGAGGGAAAAGAAAUGUUGUAAGAUUGUUUGAAAUUUUUGAGUCUAUUUGCAUUGUAAUUGACCACAUUGUGAAAUCAAAAUACGCUUGGUGUUUAUUCAUGUUGAGAAA
This is a messenger RNA of Ananas comosus (pineapple), 2001 nucleotides long. RefSeq names its product probable peptide/nitrate transporter At3g43790. The record is from RefSeq and is a predicted model, not a curated record. Gene Ontology annotation, molecular function: transmembrane transporter activity. Gene Ontology annotation, biological process: transmembrane transport. The coding region runs from base 199 to 1674 and encodes 491 amino acids. The transcript is spliced from 17 exons. Lineage: Eukaryota; Viridiplantae; Streptophyta; Magnoliopsida; Poales; Bromeliaceae.